Messenger RNA from Clunio marinus, 330 nucleotides. NCBI's taxonomy places the organism in Eukaryota, Metazoa, Arthropoda, Insecta, Diptera, Chironomidae. The record is from the annotation of a GenBank genome assembly.
AUGGAAUCUCAGUUGAAAACUUACUCAGCUGUUGAACAAGAGCUGUUGUUAAACUUUAGGUUGAAGGAUCAUCAAAAUUUCACAUCAUCCAAAAUACGCUUCUUUAAAUUCCUUAUUACACAGAAGAUUAUGUGUGAAUGGGUUACAUCAGCUAUGCAAUCGACUAUAAUUAAAAGAAAGCAAUUUUCACCUUGUCUGAAGACAUCAAGAUUCUUCGAAAAAAUUUACCAACAUAUAGAUAUGACAAAUCUUUUAACAAAAAGGUAUCUGAAGACGGAAAAAUUUUCAAUAGGGAUUACACAUUAUUUUCCUACAGUUCAAGAGACUUAG